This is a messenger RNA of Anthonomus grandis grandis, 1467 nucleotides long. RefSeq lists its product as uncharacterized. Lineage: Eukaryota; Metazoa; Arthropoda; Insecta; Coleoptera; Curculionidae. The record is from RefSeq and is a predicted model, not a curated record. Bases 487 to 1467 code for a protein of 326 amino acids. The transcript has 3 exons.
UCGUUUAAUUGUUUCCAAAGUAAACGAAAAAACUAAUUAAGAUCGAAAUCAUGAAACGCGGUCCCUUUUAAGGACCUAUGGAAUAGUUUGGAAAUGGUUAGAAUUUUCUACCUUUUUUUUGCCGACAGAGACCGACAAUUAUUUAUAGAGAAUACUAAUGGUCAAAGAAAUUUGUAUAUUUGACAAAUUCUAGAAAAUUUAAACUACCAGGAUUUAGAAUAAAAUAACCUAAAUUGGGGCCCAAACAGGAUAUAGGUAAAAAUAAUAAACUCAACUUGGUCCACUUUAUAGUGAGGCAAACCAAACAGCAAUGCAGAACAGAAUUGUAAAUGGGGAAGUGCAAGGGCGUUGUAUAGCUGUAAUUUUGUUUGCAUAGACACAUUUUUACUGAUUCGUGUCAGAAAUCCUACUUUUUUCGAGAAUUUUCUUAUAACGUAAUCUGCAUGGGCAUGGAAUUUUAGAUUUUGUGUCCGAGCAUUGAUAACAAUGGACGAGUACAGUACUACUGAUAAUUUAUAUUUGACAAAUUUAACCAUGGAGGAUGAACUGGAAAAAGAAAUUAGAAUCUUGGAGCAUGAUUUUGACUACUAUCAUAAUAUUUAUGUAUUUGUAACCGAAUAUUUCAUAUCAUUAGCCCUACUAAUUGAAACUAUAUUAGUUUUAUGUAGCACCUGCUUUAUAUCAUUUUUAAUUUAUAAGUUUAAGAGGCUCAGGACACGAACAAACUAUAUUAUGGUAAACUUCAUGAUAUCAUCUAGCAUUUGUAGUUUGUUCGUUUUAUGUGGAACUAUUAUAGAUACCUUUCCGUCAACUUUUUUUACAUCUUAUUCUUAUCAAGAAGACGUGUAUUAUAUUCUACUGUUAGCAACUAUUAUGAGUGUAAAUGCAAUGCUUCUUCUUGCUUUAUUUCUAGCAAUUGAUUGGCUUAUCUCAGCAAACUAUUCAAACGUGUUACCCAAGUAUCAGCAGUGGUAUCAUUUUGUUAUAAUAACAAUUUACAUAUUUGCCUCGAAGGACUUUCUGCUAUUUUUUGUGCUAUAUCAUAAAAUGUUGUUACAUAUUGUAAUUGAGUUAUUUUGUACCGGAUUAAUUUUGAUAAUAACAGGAAUAACGGUGGCUGUAUUGUUUGUUAUAAAAAAGUGUAAGCAUUAUUCUCCAGGGCAAUCAAAGAUAGAUUAUGCUAUAGUAAUUCCAUGUACGUUUUUCUUAAUGUGGUUACCAGUAAUAAUUUCAUCUAUAAUUGCAAUUAUAGUUUCAGCUGCGAGUCAUCUGUUCUAUAAAUAUUCUAUUAUAUUAAUCAUUAUCACCCAAAUUUUAAGCAUUUUUGGUCUUGCAUCUCCUUUAAUUUAUGUCGUUUUAUUAAGUAAGUUACACAAGAAUUUUAAAGCUUCUUACGACUAUGUUUUAAAAAAAUCUCUUAGAAAUUAUACUCAGCAUGAGUGUGAUGAAGAUCUUGAAAGUGUAUAA